AUGGAUCAGUACACUUACGAUGAUUUUUUGCGCCACCAUGCGCCUGUCCUUAUCUCCAUGCAGGUUCCUGAGCUCUAUUGGCCUUCAGUACAUAACAAAUUGCUGAACAAGAUCUUCGACGCCCCAACGAAGUUUGAUCUCGGCAUGCUUAAUUAUACAAGUGAGACCACACACGAAGUGGUCGAAAGGGAAUUAUUUGUCUCUGUCAAGGUAGACGAGGUUCGGUUCUCCAACCCGGAGAGCGUCUUCCUGGUUGAUCACGCGUGGACGUUUGAGCUACCAGAUGUGCGGAACACUUUGAAGUCUAACGCCACUUUGCUAUUGAGAAUGAAGACUAUGAUGUGCAUCGAAGAGGAGACUGAGGAUGAAGCAAUUGAAGCAGUCAUGCAAAAAAUGUGGAAGUGCGUAUCUGGUAUUAUUUUAUUCCUUCGGUCGCCUACCUUUAAGUUCUAG
Molecule: messenger RNA, 453 nt
Organism: Hydatigera taeniaeformis
Lineage: Eukaryota; Metazoa; Platyhelminthes; Cestoda; Cyclophyllidea; Taeniidae
Source: the annotation of a GenBank genome assembly